UUUGCACUUCUAACUAAUAGGAAGAGAGAAUGAAGCAAAGACUGUGGACUUUGAUGGAGUUCCAUGGCAGCAUCUGUGCUAAAUCACAGUCAAGAGUCGAUAUCCUACACACACCCCACAAAUUACAGGCCGUCCACUAACGUCCGAUAUGGCUAAGAUCCGCGCACCACUCAAUCAUUGGUCCAACUUUUCGAUCGUAUGGUUGUAUGGAGGAGUGGAUGGAGCCUACAUGAAGUACAAUACUGGUGCCGGGGUUGUGGAAGGGAAGUUGAAUGUGCAUUUGGUCCCGCAUUCCCAUGAUGAUGUCGGAUGGUUGAAGACCGUCGACCAGUACUAUGUUGGCUCAAACAACUCCAUCCAGGGCGCUUGCAUUGAGAAUGUGCUUGAUUCCGUUGUCAAAGCAUUGGCGCGAGAUCCCAACAGGAAGUUUGUGUUUGCCGAGAUGGCUUUCUUCCAAAGGUGGUGGUUAGAGCAAAGUCCAGAAACACAAGAACAAGUGAGGAAACUUGUGGAUGCUGGCCAAUUUGAAUUCAUAAAUGGCGGAUGGUGUAUGCAUGAUGAGGCAACAGCUCAUUACAUCGACAUGAUUGACCAAACAACUCUUGGUCAUGGCUUGAUAAAAUCACAAUUCAACAAAGUUCCUCGAGUUGGAUGGCAAAUUGAUCCGUUUGGACAUUCUGCUGUGCAAGCUUACCUUCUGGGAGCUGAGGUUGGAUUUGAUUCCUUGCAUUUUGCGAGGAUUGAUUAUCAAGACAGAGCAACUCGCAAAAAUGAUAAAUCUCUUGAGGUUAUAUGGCGUGGGUCUAAAACGUUUGGUUCCUCAUCUCAGAUUUUCACAAAUGCAUUUCCCAUUCACUAUAGUCCACCGGAAGGUUUUAAUUUUGAAGUGUCUAAUGAUUUUGAGCCUGUUCAGGAUAAUACUCUCCUAUAUGACUACAAUGUCGAAAAAAGAGUGAAUGAUUUUAUUAGUGCUGCAAUGACACAGGCAAAUGUUACAAGAACAAAUCACAUUAUGUGGACCAUGGGUGAUGAUUUUGUGUACCAGUAUGCUGAGUCUUGGUUCAAGCAGAUGGACAAACUCAUUCAUUAUGUUAACAAGGAUGGUCGGGUGAAUGCAUUAUACUCUACACCAUCUAUUUACGUCGAUGCCAAAAAUGCAGCAAAUGUAUCAUGGCCUUUGAAAACUGAUGAUUACUUACCGUAUGCAGAUAGAAAAGAUGCCUACUGGACUGGUUACUUUACUAGCCGGCCAGCCCUGAAACGAUAUGCUAGGAUGCUUAGUGGAUACUAUCUGGCAGCCCGCCAGCUCGAAUUUCUUGUGGGGCGCAGGUCCAGUGGUCCUAGCACUUCCAGGCUUGGAGAUGCCUUAGGAUUAGUGCAACAUCAUGAUGCUCUCACUGGUACUGCUAAACAGCACACAACCAAUGAUUAUGAGAAGCGCCUAGCUAUUGGAGCUUUUGAGGCAGCAGCUGUUGUCGAUAAUGCUCUCUCCUGCCUAGUUGGUAAGAAACCAGGAGGUCAGUGCUCAUCACCUGCUUUGACCUUUAGCCAGUGCCAAUUACUCAAUAUAAGUUUCUGCCCAGCAACAGAGGAAGAUAUUCCAGACGGAAAGAGUCUGGUAACUUUUUGGGUUAUAUGCUAUGAAUUCUUUAAAGAAACGUGUAUAUUCUCAUUGAAAUUUCUUUAUCAGGUUGUGGUAGCAUAUAAUUCGCUUGGAUGGAAUCGAACUGAUAUCGUAAGGAUCCCAGUUACUGAUUCAGAUUUGGUCGUCCAUGACUCUUCUGGAAAUACCAUUGAAGCGCAAUUUAUCAAUUUGGAUAGUGUUACAAUCAACUUGAGGAACUUCUAUGUGAAAGCCUACUUGGGAUUAUCACCACAGCAGGUCCCAAAGUACUGGCUUAUAUUUCAAGUUUCAUUACCGCCAUUGGGUUGGAGCACAUACUUCAUUUCUAAAGCAGCUACAGAAGGGCAUGAAACUACUGUCCUUUCUACACUGAGCAAUCCACAGAAUGAUACCUUAGAAGUUGGACCAGGGGAUCUGAAGAUGCUAUUUUCGUCAACCUCGGGGCAACUUGUCCGGAUAUUAAACUCUAAAACUGGGGUUGAUGUACCAGUACAGCAAAGCUAUCUCUACUAUGCCUCAAGUAUUGGCGAUACAGAUGAUUCUCAGGCUUCUGGUGCGUACAUCUUCCGCCCAGAUAGGGCUCUUCCAACAAUUGUUUCGAGAGAAGUACCCCUGAAGGUUGUUCGGGGUCCACUAGUUGAUGAAGUGCAUCAACAGUUCAGUUCAUGGAUCUACCAGGUCACGAGAUUAUACAAGGACAAAGAGCAGGCUGAUGUCGAAUUCACAAUAGGACCAAUUCCAACAGAUGAUGGAGUUGGAAAGGAGGUGAUAACACAAAUGACGGCAAAUAUGGCCACGGAGAAGACCUUCUACACUGAUUCUAAUGGAAGGGAUUUCAUAAAACGGGUGCGAGAUUAUAGACCAGAUUGGUCCCUCACUGUUACGCAACCUGUUGCAGGAAAUUACUAUCCAAUUAAUCUUGGAAUUUUCACCACGGACAACAAAACUGAAUUAUCGGUCUUAGUGGAUCGUGCAGUUGGGGGAGCCAGUAUCAAAGACGGGCAAAUAGAGUUGAUGCUUCACAGGCGAAUACUUAAAGAUGACAGCAGAGGAGUGGAGGAAGCUCUCGACGAGAGGGUGUGCAUUGCAAAUAACAGUACGUGCAAAGGACUGACGAUACGAGGACACUACUACAUAGGCAUCAACAAAAGAGGGACAGGAGCUCGCUGGCGACGGACAACUGGCCAACAAGUGUACUCACCUUUAGUUCUGGCUUUUGCACAUGAGAAGAUGGAGGACUGGACAGCUUCUCAUGUUACCAUUGCGACUACUAUGGAUUCAAGUUACAGUUUACCUCAGAAUGUUGCUUUGAUCACUCUGCAGGAGUUGGAUGAUGGAAGUGCACUACUACGUCUUGCACAUCUUUAUGAGCCUGGUGAAGAUGCUGAAUAUUCAACCUUGGCUAAAGUCGAUCUGAAGAAGAUGUUUGCCAGAAGAACGAUCAAGGAAGUAAAGGAAAUGAGCCUGUCUGCGAACCAAGAGAAGUCUGAAAUGAAGCGGAUGACAUGGAAAGUUGAAGGGGAAGCCACAGCGGAACCGACCCCUUUAAGAGGGGGCCCAGUCAAUGUGUCAGAUCUCGUUGUUGAGCUCGGUCCCAUGGAAAUUCGUACUUUCUUGCUCAUAUUCUAGGCAUUGUCCGUUAUGCCUCGUUUUAUGUAAUCAAUUAACUUCCAAAGUCUCUUUCAAACACUUUUUUCAUAAAGAUGUUUAUCCAGUGCCCCAAAAGGGUACCAUUUAGCUCAAGAUAAAACCAAUAAGUGCAGGUUUUUUUUGGCUUUCCUUACUGGUGCACUUACAGUAUCAAUGAAGAAGAAUGGUAGUUCAA
Molecule: messenger RNA, 3449 nt
Organism: Eucalyptus grandis
Lineage: Eukaryota; Viridiplantae; Streptophyta; Magnoliopsida; Myrtales; Myrtaceae
Product: alpha-mannosidase
Exons: 29
Coding region: 149-3253 (1034 amino acids)
Biological process (GO): mannose metabolic process
Molecular function (GO): alpha-mannosidase activity; carbohydrate binding
Source: RefSeq, a predicted model, not a curated record